Messenger RNA from Pocillopora verrucosa, 638 nucleotides. NCBI's taxonomy places the organism in Eukaryota, Metazoa, Cnidaria, Anthozoa, Scleractinia, Pocilloporidae. The record is from RefSeq and is a predicted model, not a curated record.
UAGUACGUUCAGGUGAGCUGUCGCAGCGAGACACUGCGCAGAGCUAAAACAGCUCGCUAAUUAAUCGGUUUGCUAAUGCCAUAAUGACAUUACUGUGGAAGCUAAGAAUGGAGACUGUAAACUGGAUGUAUCUGUUGGAUCCCGAGGGAAUGCUGAAAAUUUUAGAACUGGCCCUUCUGUCAGCCGCUGUCGCAUGUACUGCUCAGUACCACAAGGAUGCAGAUAUAUCAAACCUGCCUGAAUGGCAAACAAACAGGUUAAACCUGUUCUAUGUAGUGUUUAUCACCGGUCUUGUGACUACUAUUUUCCUGUUUGUCAGCUUUCUGUUUAACUUGGAUAAGAGAUGUGGAUCACCAAAAGGAUUUACAUUUUUUGUGACCUUGUUCUCACUGACCUGGGCUGUAUUCUGUGCUGUUUCGUCAGGACUGUUCGGUGAAGUGGUGCUCAGUCUUCAGGAAGACAAAUGGGAUACAUCAAAGGAUGAGCGCAUUCAGUGGCGCUACCAACAUGCUCAAGCAGCUGUGGUAAAUAUUGUAGACCAAGGGCGUGGCAAAGGGAAAAUUAUUGGUUUUCUGUCUUUCCUGGCGUUUCUUGUUGACGGUAUACUUCACUAUCGAAUCACCAAGUCAACCCAGUGA